CACGCUAAUUAAAACACCAUCGACAAUAUCCAACUGGAGAAGGCACACUUACGCAUCACUUUUUCUUCUUCUUCUUCUUCUUCUUUUUUUUUUAAGAAAUUCACAAUUUUCUUGAGGGGAAAAAUUGUACGAUUUGAGCAAAAUGCCUAGGGUGAGGGACCUGAUGUACCCCACCUUUGCGGAGGAGAAGGCCAGACACAAGAAGAAGCGUCUGGUCCAGUCCCCCAAUGGCUACUUCAUGGAUGUCAAAUGCAUGGGCUGCUACAGGAUCACCACCAUCUACAGCCAUGCCCAUACAGUGGUGCCCUGUGCUGGAUGCUCCUUGGUCCUCUGCAGGCCACGUGGGGGGAAAUGCAGACUCACCACAGGCUGCGCCUUCAGAAGGAAGUAUCAAUGAGCUGACAUGCAGCAGUACACCCGCAGACGGCAAGAUCGCCCACUAAAGUCACCCGUCUGACGGCUUUAGUCCUCUUAUUGCUUUUAUCAGUGAAAUCAUGUUCAAUUUCCUUUGGCUUUUUCUUGGACAAGAAUUUGGGAAACAACUCCUUUCAUGUCAAAGUGAAAAUAGAAUAGAGAAGUAAAUGAAUGUGCAAGCGCUCAUCGCCUAAGUGAAAAUAUACAAGGUCAAGUAAAUGAAGGUAUAAGUAUUCACCCCCAAAUUAAAAAUAUACAAGGUCAAGUAAAUGAAGGCAUAAGUAUUCACCCCCAAAUGAAAAAUAUACAAGGUCAAGUAAAUGAAGGUAUAAGUAUUCACCCCCAAAUUAAAAAUAUACAAGGUCAAGUAAAUGAAGGUAUAAGUAUUCACCCCCAAAUUAAAAAUAUACAAGGUCAAGUAAAUGAAGGCAUAAGUAUUCACCCCUAAAUUAAAAUAUACAAGGUAAAGUAAAUGAAGGUAUAAGUAUUCACCCCCAAAUUAAAAAUAUACAAGGUCAAGUAAAUGAAGGCAUAAGUAUUCACCCCUACAUUAAAAUAUACAAGGUAAAGUAAAUGAAGGUAUAAGUAUUCACCCCCAAAUUAAAAAUAUACAAGGUCAAGUAAAUGAAGGCAUAAGUAUUCACCCCUACAUUAAAAUAUACAAGGUAAAGUAAAUGAAGGUAUUAGUAUUCAUCCCUUAAUUAAAAAUAUACAAGAUCAAGUAAAUGAAUGCAUAAGUAUUCAGUCCCUUCAUGUCAGUAUUUGGUAGAUGCACCUGAAAAAUCAAAGGGUGUGAAUACUUUUGCAAGGUUUUUCAAGCCUGCCCUCCUGUAGAUGUGUUAGUAGUCUACCAAGCAAAGUAAUGCAGUAGUAUGACUAUUUUUACAAUGAACCAUACAUGGACUAAACUAAAGUUUCCAUCUUUGAAAGGCAGCAUUGAAAUGCACACAAAAAGGUGAAAGGUCACAGCAUGUUUAUUAGCUGACACUUGGUGGUGUUGUAUGAGAGCAUGAGGUGACAUGAACAAAUACAGGUGUUGUGCAAGUUUC
Dunckerocampus dactyliophorus (ringed pipefish) is the source of this 1463-nucleotide messenger RNA. Its product is annotated as 40S ribosomal protein S27-like. Gene Ontology annotation, biological process: translation; ribosomal small subunit assembly. NCBI's taxonomy places the organism in Eukaryota, Metazoa, Chordata, Actinopteri, Syngnathiformes, Syngnathidae. Gene Ontology annotation, molecular function: structural constituent of ribosome; RNA binding. The coding region runs from base 143 to 397 and encodes 84 amino acids. Gene Ontology annotation, cellular component: cytosolic small ribosomal subunit; ribosome. The transcript has 4 exons. The record is from RefSeq and is a predicted model, not a curated record.